This is a messenger RNA of Haemorhous mexicanus (house finch), 9306 nucleotides long. Its product is annotated as transcription factor RFX3-like. Gene Ontology annotation, cellular component: nucleus. Gene Ontology annotation, molecular function: DNA-binding transcription factor activity, RNA polymerase II-specific; RNA polymerase II cis-regulatory region sequence-specific DNA binding. The coding region runs from base 503 to 2746 and encodes 747 amino acids. The transcript has 17 exons. The record is from RefSeq and is a predicted model, not a curated record. Gene Ontology annotation, biological process: regulation of transcription by RNA polymerase II. Lineage: Eukaryota; Metazoa; Chordata; Aves; Passeriformes; Fringillidae.
GCAGUUGCUAUCUAUUUGAACUAUCAGCCACCACUAUAGGUUCCCUCCUUGCCCACUCUGACGUAGUAUGAUCUUACAUCCAUGGAUAGUCCAUUGUCAUACUAGUGCCACUUUGAUUGUUGGGGAUAGAAUGCGCGCUCGCACGCUGUUAGUGAGGUAGGGGUUUUAAUACGUUCCUACCAACCUUUUCUUUCCUCCUUGAAGAAACAGAUCCUCCUCCCCUCCGGCCCUAAAAGCUGUCCGUCAUACGGUAAGCCCUGCCUCUUCCGGGUCUCUUCGGCUGGGCCACUGCUUCCCUCUCUCUUGCUUGCUCUCUCUCUUUUGUGAGUUAUAGCAACUGUUGCCUUGUGAAUCAAGCGCCAUAGUCACCGUAGUCCUGGUGACUGUUACUCAUCAACAACAUCUGCUCUUCCACCGCUUUCUAUUUGCUUCCUAAUCAUCACCUACAGCAGCCACCACCAGCAAGAACAACAACACAGCUUUCCACGAUUCAGAGACCACGAUGCAGACAUCAGAGUCUGGGUCAGACACAGGUUCGACUGUGACUUUACAAGCAUCUGUGGCUGGCCAGGCAGCAGUGCCCACACAGGUUGUACAGCAGGUACCGAUUCAGCAACAGGUACAGCAAGUACAGACUGUGCAACAGGUACAACAUGUCUACCCAGCCCAGGUUCAGUAUGUGGAGGGAAGUGACACAGUCUACACAAAUGGAACAAUUCGAACAACUUAUCCUUACACGGAAACCCAGAUGUAUAGCCAAAACACUGGGGGAAAUUACUUCGAAGGAAGUUCUGCACAGGCAACUACAGUGGUCUCCUCUCAUAGUAUGGUGGGCACCGGAGGGAUUCAGAUGGGUGUUGCAGGAGGACAGCUCAUUAGCAACUCAGGAGGGACCUAUCUGAUUGGCAAUUCAAUGGAAAAUUCUGGUCAUUCAGUGACUCAUACAACACGGGCCUCCCCAGCUACAAUUGAGAUGGCGAUUGAGACACUUCAAAAGUCUGAUGGUCUUUCUACUCACAGAAGCUCUCUUCUCAACAGCCAUCUCCAAUGGCUUUUAGACAACUAUGAAACUGCAGAAGGAGUGAGUCUCCCCAGAAGUACCCUUUACAACCAUUACUUACGUCAUUGUCAGGAGCACAAGUUAGAUCCAGUCAAUGCUGCCUCCUUUGGAAAACUCAUACGGUCAAUCUUCAUGGGAUUACGGACCAGAAGACUGGGAACCAGGGGGAACUCUAAAUACCAUUAUUAUGGGAUUCGUGUCAAACCAGAUUCUCCCCUUAAUCGGCUGCAAGAGGACAUGCAAUAUAUGGCUAUGAGACAGCAACCCAUGCAGCAGAAACAGAGGUACAAGCCUGUGCAGAAAGUGGAUGGAGUUCCAGAUAGUUUCACAGGAAGUGGUCAACAGACAGCCACAUCUGCUGAACAAACUAUAAUUGCCCAAAGUCAACAUCAUCAACAGUUUUUAGAUGCAUCUCGAGUACUUCCAGAGUUUGGAGAAGUUGAAAUAUCUUCUCUGCCAGAUGGUACUACCCUUGAGGACAUAAAAUCACUGCAAAGUCUUUAUCGAGAACACUGUGAGGCAAUAGUGGAUGUUAUUGUGAAUCUUCAGUUUAGCCUGAUAGAAAAAUUGUGGCAAACUUUCUGGCGCUAUUCUCCCUCUGCUCCAGCUGAUGAUGCGGCUAUUAUUGAACUGAGCAAUCUGAGUGAAAUAGAAAGUCGACUUCCAAAAGGAAAACUAAUUACUCUGUGCAAAAAUGAGUCUAUUCUGAAAUGGAUGGGUAACUGUGAUCAUGUGAUGUACCAGGCUUUGGUGGAGAUUCUCAUUCCUGAUGUCCUUAGACCUAUUCCUAGUGCCUUGACUCAGGCCAUUCGCAAUUUUGCAAAAAGCCUUGAAGGCUGGCUAUCCAGUGCCAUGAACAAUAUUCCACAGAGAAUGAUACAAAGCAAGGUUGCCACUGUAAGUGCCUUUGCCCAGACUUUGAGAAGAUACACAUCUCUCAAUCACCUGGCUCAGGCAGCUCGGGCUGUGCUUCAGAACACUUCUCAGAUCAACCAGAUGCUCAGUGAUCUCAACCGUGUGGAUUUUGCCAAUGUACAGGAACAGGCUUCCUGGGUGUGUCAGUGUGAUGACAAUAUGGUUCAAAAACUAGAAACAGAUUUCAAGAUGACUCUUCAGCAGCAGAGCACUCUUGAGCAGUGGGCGGCCUGGCUUGAUAAUGUAAUGGUGCAAGCAUUGAAACCAUAUGAAGGAAGACCCAGCUUUCCUAAAGCAGCACGGCAAUUUCUUUUAAAAUGGUCUUUCUACAGCUCAAUGGUGAUUCGAGAUUUAACCUUACGCAGUGCUGCUAGCUUUGGCUCUUUUCAUCUGAUCCGCUUGCUUUAUGAUGAGUACAUGUUUUACUUAGUCGAACAUCGUGUUGCUCAGGCAACAGGAGAAACACCUAUCGCAGUUAUGGGAGAGUUUGGUGAUUUAAAUGCUCUAUCCCCUGGAAAUAUGGAUAAAGAUGAGGGCAGUGAAGUUGAAAGUGAAAUAGAAGAAGAGAUGGAUGAAAAUGGAGGGCCACAAGCCAAGAGGGAGAAAACAGACUUAAACCAAGCAUUUCAGGUGGGCUGCUUGCAGCAGCCAGUGCUUGAGAGUGGAAUAGAGCAGAGCCUCCUGAACCCAAUUCAUAAUGAGCACAUUGUUACAAAUACUCAGACUAUCAGACAAUGCAGUGCUACUGGAAAUACAUAUACUGCAGUCUAAUAUUGAAGUGCUCCUUAACUGCAUUAGCCUUGUUGAUGCUGGACUUAAUGGGGGAGAUAGGAGAAUAGGUCUGAAAGUCGUCUUAUCAAAUUUUAGCUGUGCUGAACAUUACCUUUUAUUGGAGUUGUGAAAUAAAAUGGGUGUAUGCAAUUUGCCAGACGUUUAAAAAAAUUGUAAGCAAAAUCAUUUUACAUUGGUUAUUCAAUAUUGAGUUUUCAUAGUUUCAAGUGUCAAUGAAGACUUUUGUCAAGCUUUUAAUGUUAAUGCUUUUGUUCUCUUAAAAUUAAAAUAACUUAUUUUUUUCAUAGUUCAUAUUUUAAUGCUAAUUAUUUCUCAUAAUGAUUUCAUAUACAUAUAUUUUUAAUUAGAUGCAAAAUAUUAAAAGAAAUACUUUCUUUGACAUACUGGAUGCAUACUCAUUUGACAGUAGAUGCAUCAAAUCUGUUAUAAAAGGUGCUUUUCAUUGAACAGAACUAGAAGACUGUUUUCAUCAAAGUGUGAGCAUUCAGGGGGUAUUUUUAUCAUAAUGUUACAGGGUUGGGAAGAUCUACAGUUUUCUUUCUGUAAGGAAGAAGUGUUUUCACUGCAUUUACAAAUGCAGAAUAAGUGAUAAAAUUGUAACAAUGUGGUAAUGUGUACACUGUAGGCACACCUAAUUACCUGAUCACAUGUAAACAAUACAAGCUUCCUUUAAAAUCAACAGCUCUGGAUUAUAUUUGCAUGCCAAUUCCUCUGGUUUUGAAGAAUACUGAUUCUAUUUUAAGACCACUGCACAGAUAGGUCUGGUUGUCAAAUGGUACUGUAGUUAAUAGAAACUAAACCACAAUAGAAGUAACUUGAUUUUUUUUUAAGUGUACAUGCUACUUAUGUUGAACUGGACAUACAGGAAAACAUUCCUUUUGGAUGACUUUCUUCUAUUCUAGGCCUGUUCCUACUAUUUUAAUUAUCUGUUUUCAAAAAUGAUAAUUUAUAGAAUGUAAAAAAUGUAGCAACCUGCAUAAUCUUCUUUUUAAAAUGUAUUUCUUGAUUAAUAAAGUUAAUUUAAUUUUUUACAAAAAAUUAUUAAGGUAGUGUAACUGGCAUGCCUCCCUUGUACUUAUUCCCAAUUGCAUUAAAUUUUAAUAGGUGGCUAGAUGGAUCAUUGCUAUUUAAGAAUGUACAUCAGGGAUCGUUGUACCUCGGCUUUUACAUGGUGCCUUAAACAGAACUGAAACUAAGAUUUAGUAUUUUUUGUUAUUUUUAAUAAUGCUUAAAAUUUAUUCAACAAGGUGUGCCUGCCACUUUCAAAUUUCCUAAGUAUUAGGGGCAGGUUACAUAGUCUUCAAAGAAAUAAAGAGGGUUUUAUUAUUAAGUGAUAUUUAUAUCCCUCCUAAAAUUGAUACUAAAAAUAUUUUUUCUUGUUUCUAGUUGAAUUUCACUUUAUUACAAAUAAAAUUUGCUUGGGAACUUGAAAGCAAAACUAGCUUUAAUGCCAACGUCAAAUCUUGUUAAAGUAAAUGGACCGUAGUCAUAAGCAUGGUUAUAUAUUUUAAACUCUUGUCAGAUUUUAAUUUAAAAAAUUCAGACUAAAUAAAUAAGCAGGUACAUAUUGCAGCACAUAUUUUCAAUUUGCAUAUGUGGUAGGGUGUCAGUCUGAUGCUAGGUUUUAAUUAUUAUAUUCUAUAGUGAUAGUUUAUAGAGUCCAUAUUAAUUGAUGUUAAACAUUUAUGAUUAUUUCUGAUUAUUUUAAGCAUUUUCAUGAUUUUUAAAGCAGACAUAAAUUUGCUAGGCUAAAAUAUUGAAAAUAAUUAAAUAAAAGCAAAAAAGUGAAAGAAAGAAUAACAAAAGUAAUUUUAUAGAAAGGACUGCAUUAAAAAUGAAGGGAGUCUCUUGUUUUAUCUUGUGUGACUGUGGAUUGAUAUUUUUUAAAGUCAUAUAUACCAAAUGGGUGAACAGCAUGUGACAUGAACAGUGUAUUUUUAGCAAAGAAAUUUGUUGCGAGAGCUUUCAGAUGUAUCAAGAAUGGUUUUAGCUCAACUAAGAUGGCUUAAUACUUUUUGGGGUACAAAAUUAUUUGUAAAUUUCUUAGCAAAAUUUGGAGGCAAACCCAUCCUGCUUCAUUCUAUGUAGGCACAAUUCCUAUUUAUGUCUGUAGAUGUUUUCUGUCUCAGCAAAAAGUGCAAAUGAGGUUUGUAUUAAUUUCUCUCUAAAUUCACCUGUGCACUGAAUCCUCAUAGGUUGUGUUCUCCAAAAUAUCACUGCAUCCUGGGUUUUUUCCUUAGAAAUCAGCACCCUUCACCAAAAAUCCUAAAAACUAACCUAUGAUAAAUAUUUUCUCCCUUUUAUUUUGCAUUAUAAUAUUUUACAAAAUAAAAUAUAGUUGAAUACUCAUCAUUUUUCAUUCUUAACAUAGGGUGCCCUAUGCUGUACUGAUGGUCCCUAUUGCCUGGUUUCAAAUGUUGUGUUGACAAACUUUAAAUAUUUUUUAUUGGUAGAAUGUUGUAUUUAUUGUUGCUGAAAGAAAAGUAUGGUUGUAACAUGUAAAUCUAGAUUGCUAAGAGGUGGGACCUGAACAUCUUCUGAACAGUUAAUCACUGUUCAUGUAGUGCAAAAAGAAAACAAAAUAUAUGCAUACAAAGAUAGAAUUCAUAUAAUGGAUUCUAAUAGCAGUUGUCAAAACAAAUUUAAAUUAUUCCUUAUUCAGAUAACUGAAUUAAGUUUGUAUUUCUAUGAUUAUCAACUGAUUAUUCUCUCAAAUUUUAAAGUAAUAUUUUCCCCACUUUAACAAUUAAUUGACAGAAUUAAGUUGCUGUAAGCUGCUGUGCUUUGCUUUUAAAUUUACUACAAUUUAGAUCAAACAUACGCACAUGAAACAAUUUAAAUACUUUUGAUAUUUGUUAAUAGAUUCGUAUUGCUAAUGAUUUGAGCACAGAAAUAUGGAUACCUCAGUCCUAAUUAUGUAGUGUGUAGCAUGUGGCUGAAUUGCCACUCUGAAGCCUGCUUAACUCUUUUAGAGCUCUAAAGAGCUGUAGCAAGCAUCUACUGUCUAGACACUACAAGAUAAGGGCUCAUACAAUUUGUGGAUUUUACCCAAUCUUGAUGCGAAAUUUAAAAAAUUAUUUUAGAGUCGCUUCCCCCAUUGGCACAAAUUACUUAGUAAACACUGUGGCAGAAUGGGAAUGGGUAUUGUUGAAUUACUUUUUCAAAACAUGGGGCCCAAUUUUCACAAGUUUGAUAUUUAUGAAAAGCUACAUUUUCAUAUUUCUCAUUGUAAAUCAGUUUUUUUAAAAGCCCCCUCUUUUCAGUUAUCUGCUUCUGUGUUUUAUUAUUAUACUGUAGCAUGCUAUGUGCAUCUUUUUUUUUUAAUGUUCCAUUAAAAAAAUGGAUAGUAUUCUUUAAAUUGUUUACUUGCAAAAUUGUGAUGUACAGCAUUUCUGCCUUUAGUUCAAAAAUGUGUAAAAUAUUGUCCUGGUGUACUGUCACUGAGGAAUGUAUAGCUUUGUAAAACAUUUCAGUUUAAACGGAAGCAUUUUUAAAUGUCUGAAAUACUGCUUCUGUUAAAAAUAUUUUCCACGGGGGAAGACCUGACCUGAUAUAUUUGUGGUUCUCACCAAAUGAUAUCAGCAUUGUUUAGAAAGACAUUUAUAUUAGUUAGCACUACAUUGCAAUCUAGCUUACUUUACAGAGUGGUUUUACAAAAUGAAAUAACCUUUUAUAAUCAUGGGAAAAAAAAGGUGGAAAAGUAACUUUUUAAAUUAUGUAAGUACUUUUUGUACUUUGUGACAGUUAUUUCAGAGUUUAAAACAUUCUUUUGUCAGAUCAGUAUAGAUUUCUGAAAAUUACAUCCUUGUCUCUGUAGAAAAGGAAAACUAUCAUGUCUGUGGUUUAAAAAUAGGUCAAUGAAUGGUAUUCUAGUAUCUUUGCUACUUUGGUGAUUAAAAAAAAUAAAAAACAGGAAUAGAAGAAUAAAUACAAAUGACUUAGUUUUAGCCUUAGAAAAUUAAUUUAAUGUAAUGCCUUGCAUUAACCCUUUGAGCAUUGUGAGGAUACACUUUUUAGGUAAUUUAAUUAGACCACUGAAAAUAUUCUAUAUAUUUAAGUAAUUGAUUGUCCUGCAGAAUUUUUUUUUAAUCUCUAAAUUAAAUAUUUGCAUUGUAGACAGAAAUGUUUUUGUUUCAAAAGGUUUAAUAGAUUUAGGUGAAAUUAUUCACUGCCACCGAUAUGUUCUGUAUGGUGCAAAACUAUUUCUGCUAUUUUCUUUUCAUAAUUGCAUAAAUAUCUGAAGAAAUAAAAUAUUUGACUCUACAGUCAUAGGUUGUUUACUUUAAGACCUCUUUACAAUACGGAGGUUUAGAAAAAGUAUUUGUACUCUUUUGGAAAUAUCUUUAGAGUGAUAUUAAAAUACUUUAAUACUGUAAAUUAAAAUCUUCACAAAUAAAACCAAAACUACUUAAUUAACAAGAAAAUUAAUUUUACAGAACCCUUGGUAUGUUUGCAAUCAAAUUUUCAGCAGUCUAUCUGAUAAACAGACAAAAAGGACAUUGUAUUCAUAUUACUUUUAACAGUCAGUCACUGUGAUAUGAACUAAUGGAAAGACAGUGGUACUAGAUUCAGCUUCCUCUACAGGGAUGCAGUUUGUAUGACAUUGAAUGUCAGAAUUUAAAAAUAAAUAAAAAACAAACCCUAGAAAUUGCACCUGCCUUCUGCUGUGUUGAAAAGUCCUUUGUUCUUACAAGUAGUACUCACCAGAACAAGGGAACAAGUUCAGAAGUGAGUAGAGAGUUGUUGAAAAUUAUAGAUAGAAAUAUCACCUUACUUAGCUUUUCUACUGGUUAAUGGCAGAAGCAAUCAACAACAGUAGGUGCAAAUGUAUUUUAUUCAAAUCUAGCUGAGUGAAAAAAGUCUCAUUACAUUUAGUGGAAUUACAUCACUAAUAUAGUGUAAGUAAGUUGUAAAGAUUUCUAGUAAGUUAAUGCAAAUUCAUGCAUAAUUAUAAUGCAAUACUCAAAGGGGUUUAAUUUAACAAUCUUUUAUUCAUAUUUUACUGUAAAUGCUCCCCAGUUUGCCUGCCUUGAAUAUUGCUGCUAGUGAUUUUAAAUGUGAGCAAACCUAACUGUAAUUUACCCAUUUUACUUAAGAGUAAAAGCCACUUACAAAGUGACUGCCUAGUUUUUGUUUGAGGAAAAUAUGCCUCAGUUUGAUCAUUUAAACUUUCGUCGUGUAUUCUAAUUUUUUUUCUUUUAAAAAAGAAACUCAGCAAUUAAAAUGUUGGGACUGGAAGCCCUGAGUAAUUACAGUUUUUGUAAAAAUUGUUCUUCACUAUAGAGAAAAAAGUCCAGAACAAGACUAUGAGCAUCAAAAUGACCCUCACUUAAAUCAGAAUCAGGGAAAGGCUCUUAUGUUCUUAAGUGCUUCCUUGAUCAUGUUGCAAAUGUCUUCAAGAAUUUUCAGCACUGAGUGAACUUUAAAAUAAUAAAUAUUUGAAAAUAAUUAAGACUGUAGAGGGACAACUUCCCUUGAUUUGGGUUCACCAGGUAUAUUUAUCCAUUAUCUUUUGACUCGCUGAUAAAAGAGUUUUUCUUUUCGAUUUUUUUACACAAAGAAUACUAAAGGGUUCUCAAAUACACUGUUAAAGUGAUUGUUCUGUAUUUAAACAUUAAAUAUCAUAUUGAAAUAACCCAAUAAACCAAUUUAAAUGUAAAAAAAAUAUAAUUAUGCACCAAAGCAAGUUUCUCAUCCUCACUGAAAAUUUGGAUUUACAGUAAUAACCAAUGAGGCUAUUGAAUAAACUUUGAGUGCCUUUCAAACACUUAGGAAAUUUUGCCUCAGGUGGUAAACUGUAAUUAGGUUAAUUCUAGAGCUUGCCAAUCAAUAAUUCUGUCGUCACUCAGGGCUUUCUUAGCUUCUAGAAAACUGACUUGGUUCCAUUUAUUUUCUACUGUAUUUUUUUAAGGUUCCAUCAUUUAAAUUUCACUUAGUAAGUGGCAGUUUACAUUAUUCAGUACGACAGGCACAGAAAUGUAAUAACACUAGGAGAAAUUGAACUUUUGUUUUCCUAUUUACUGCAUACAUUAUGUAAAUUAAGAAAACAACUUUUUUGUAGAAGGUGCAUGUGACAUAACGUAGUUUUGCAGUUUUUUAAUUUGUUGAACACACUUUUUAAUUAUUUAAGGAAAACCUCUUUACAGAAUAAUUUGAUAGGAUUUUUUUGUAUAAUGUGCUUGAUUUUGUAAAUAUGUAUUUCCUGGUGUGGUUUUUUUCUUUUUUUUUUGUGAGAAAUGGUUAAUCUUUUAGUAUAUCAUGUCCUCUCCAAAUUGGAAGGAGUUAAAUAAUAGUUUGUGGGCAAUUUGCGUUGUGUACUGUACAAUAACUAGGAAACUUUUAUAAUUCUAAAAAUAUAUAUUAACUUUUAGUGCGUUGUUUUUAAAAAUAAUGGCUGGAACAUGCUAAGGACAGUAGGAUUUUUCUGAAUAUUUCAGACGAACUCAGGCUAGUUUUCUUGUGUUUUUCAAAAUAAAAUUGUGUAUUGUCUUCUGAAAUAAAUAAAUUUGUUUUCCUGUUACAAACAUUUGACAUUUGAA